This is a messenger RNA of Annulohypoxylon truncatum, 4317 nucleotides long. RefSeq lists its product as uncharacterized. Bases 326 to 3760 code for a protein of 1144 amino acids. The transcript has 2 exons. Lineage: Eukaryota; Fungi; Ascomycota; Sordariomycetes; Xylariales; Hypoxylaceae. The record is from RefSeq and is a predicted model, not a curated record.
CACUUUCGCGCCGAGUUCCGUUCGACUCCACUUCCCAUUAAGCGCCGCCGCAGUAUCAAGACUUUUCUAUUCCCAACAUCAUUAUCUACGUUGUAUAUUAUACGUUAGCGCAUGGUGUAGUCGAAGAGAGCCGAUCCGUGAAGAUACCGGUUGCGUUCAGCUCGCGAGGCUCUCACUCGUUUCAACUCACGACUGCUGCGCGCUGCUCUGUCGUGUAGGAGGAACAUGGUCUCUUUCUGACGACUUUUAUUAGGAACCACGUCGUUCCAGUACUAUACUUUUCUUUAAUAUAUACUAGCCUCGAGUCACCUGCCUGUCCCCAGCUAUGACUAUGAGUGCGGGAUACACAAUUUCGCCCGCGUCGCUCGACCUUCGCGACCACCUAAAGGAUCGGGCGCAACAAACCCACCACGACACCCAUUACAACUACCAUUACAACCACAAUCAGAAAGGACCUGUCACUCCCGUCGAGUCCCAUCUCCUGUCGCCAUAUUCUUCUCACCUUCAAAGCAACUCUGCCUCCCCUACGGGCAACUUCAACACCCCCGCAGACUCUGUCUCCACCGAUAUCUACCAGUCGAGUGACUUUAGCAGCAGCGAAUUUAGUGACGCUUUUCUCACUGUCGAUUUCGACAACGUUGGGAGUGGUGUGCCUCAAUUCCUCGAAGGCUUUGACGACUCGCAAGACUCCCUAAACUAUCAUACACAAGACGAGGACAAUGAAGUUAUAAAUGUUAAGUAUCCUUUGAGCCCUCACCAGACGCCUUGUAUACCAUCAACCUCGGCAUUUAGCGAUAGUGUAGAUGCAAGCACCGACUUAAGAGCUUCAGCACCAGCUCAGCAAUUCGCAAACCAAGCUCGACCCUCUACGAAUUCUGUUGACUCGAACCAAUCUGCGCCGCAGCUGACGCCUGAUACCAACGGCGGUAGUUUUUCAAGUGAUGAUCACUCUGCACCAACUACUCUCGCCAUGGCCACGCAGAGUCCGCGCGUGACUGUUUCCAUGUGGAAUAGGGAUGAAGACGCUCCGAUACAAGGUGUUGAGAGGUCUUUCACUGCGCGCACUGAAAGUUCUCGGGCAGUGCAGGCUUCGCACAGUUUGGCCGGCGAUUUAGCUGGGGAUCCGACUCAUGAGAAUAUACCAAAUGUGUUACGGGAUGCGCACGGUAGCUGGAUACCACACUCUGCUGCCGGAUACCGGGGUCUCGCUCCUGGAGAUCGUCCUUCUGGGGAGGUCCCAAGCCCCAACCAGCAAGCUUCUCGCAGGGAGCGUGAUGAGAAGAAUAAGGAAGUCUUCGACUGGGUUUGGUCGGCUGGCAAUCCAAACGACCUCUCUGGUGGCUCGGAUGGCUCUUCUAACAUAGUUGUUGGCGGACAAGGCUCGGACGACGACAACAUACCGACUGGGGAAAUUCCUCUGGGGAACACGACUGAGAAUAAACACCUCCCUGGUCAGGCGUAUCUUAAUGUGGACGCUCCUGGAGGACCGCUCACGCAAGCUGAUUUCGAUAUAAUGCGACAACUUCCAACUUGGGGUGAUGCGCCGGCCAUUCAUGCCAUCCAAUCAGGUAGUUCUCGAUACCAGCCGGCGACAUCACAAGCUGCCAUCGAGAAGUUCAACCGCCAAUGCCAAGACAAUGAAUCCAUUGUUUCAAGAGCAGCUACUUGGGGCACUCGACGGAGGAGCUUGCCUAGUAUUGUGGACAUGGAAGGAAUUGUCAGUGGAAAUUUCUUGAAAAAGCUGUCCAUCAGCGGACAUACUCGUCGGCCGAGCUUUAUUAAAAGGUUUCCUAGUCUCGUACGGAAGCCUAGCGCCAGCCAAAUCUUGAAGCGCAAGAAUAGCAAUGCUAGCGAUGUGUCGCCAGAGGAGUCUGAAGAUAAUGAGCGUCGCCGGGAGUCUAAGGAUACCUUGGCACCACCGUCGCGCACGUCUAGCUGGGGAAUUAGUGGGAUCAGUGGAAUUAGCAAGAAGCCCACGCCUAGCCUGAACACAGCUUUAGUUGGAAUGGCCACUGGCGCUGCUUCCAUAGGCACCACCCAUGCCCGAAGUGGUUCGAUUAGCGCAACCUCGAUAACUUCUCCUAAAAGCCCGUUCGGAUCCCUAGGACCUCCCGUAAAGAAUGCUCUUACAAGAAGAAGGAGCAAGACGGAGCUUCCCAGGGGAUCCAACCCAGAAAAUAUAAUCGGAAUGCUGAAGAAACAAGGUGGCCCACCCGUUGCUUCACUGGCAAGAACUAAGCCGGCAGUGGAACAAGACGAGGACGAGGACGAGGACGACGAGGGAUUUGACGACGGCGAUAUCAAGACCGAACCUAAUAGACUUCAAAUCAUCGAGCCGACUUUCGCGGGUUUCCGGAGUCAUAUCAUGGGUUUGAAUCCUCAGUUCCCACGCGAGAACAGCUGGUUGGCUGACCGUAUUGCGCACCAAAUGGUCAUGCGCUACAAGCAGCUUCAAAGUGCUAAAGUCAGGCAUUUGAACCAAGUUAAGCAACAAAAAUGCCCUUGUGGUCCAAGGUGCCUUUCGCUUGGCGGAUCAGCAGUGUCCUUAGAGGGCAGGGGAGGUGAGCGAGGUGUCGACCCUUUAUCAGCUCGGCCGGAUUCCUCGGAUGGUGACACCAACCCACUCGAGGGCGGUAUCAACUCGGAAAGUUUCCCUCUGGGUAUUCCUAUGCCUCCGAUAAUGUCUCUCCCAGCCGAAUUCGAGUGUCAGCUGUGCUUUGCGAGCAAGAAAUUCCAGAAGCCCUCUGACUGGACCAAGCAUGUCCAUGAGGACGUUCAGCCGUUCACGUGCACUUGGGAAAAGUGCCGUGAUCCGAAGAUGUUCAAACGGAAAGCUGAUUGGGUCCGUCACGAAAACGAGGGCCAUCGCCACCUUGAGUGGUGGCUGUGCGACGUAGAUGACUGCCGGCACGUAUGCUAUAGACGCGACAACUUCCUGCAGCAUCUGGUUCGCGAGCACAAGUACACUGAACCGAAGAUCAAGACGAAAGCCGCCAUCAAGAAGGCUGGCGGCGGUGAUCGUACGUGGAUGAAAGUAGAAUCAUGCCACGUAGAAACCCAAGUUAAGCCGUCCGAAGAGCCUUGCCGAUUCUGUCGGAAGACUUUCCCUACCUGGAAGAAACUUACGGUCCACUUGGCAAAGCACAUGGAGCACAUCAGCCUCCCUGUUUUGGACGUAGUAAAAAGAAAAGAACUAGAUGCGGACACGGUUAUCAGCCCAAUUCAAGACCCCCCACGCCCUAACUUCCCGGUGUCUUCAAUCAAACAGGAACCUUCGACGUUUAGCCCGCAAAGCGCUAGUAUGGCGUCGAAUCCCAUUUCGAUGGACUACACCCCAAAUAAUCUCAAUUACGGCAUGCCAAAUAUGUCACUGCAAAAUUCCUUCUACGGCCAGCACCAGAUGGCUCAGCAAUAUGCUGAUAUGUCCCCUAACCCAGGGACUAACUUGAUGACGCCAAAUUAUAACAUCCCUCAGCCUCCACAACCACAAUACCAUCCGUUGCCGGUCACCACGGGCCCCUCUUAUGGCUCUUCUGCAGAUGCCUACACGAAUAUGCAGCCUCAGCCAGAAGGACUGGAACCAUUCCCCCAGCUCGAUCUGAACCCCCUAGGGAUCCAGGAGCCUGGUGGAUCUUUUGGCUACGAUAACCUCGGGAAUCCUGCCAUGCAGCCCGUCGAGCAGUAUGGCAAUCAUCCAGGUUCAGUCUCACCAUACGGCCACUCACCUCACCAAGGUCAUGGGGCCUUCUACAAUCCAUGAAUGAUAUACCAACUAUUUCUUUUUCAUUGCGGUGCACGUUUGGAAUUCUCCUUACAACAGAUACCCCCGAGCUGGAGUUCGCCGGAUGGCCUUGGUUGAGCAGGGUAUACUUCUCUACGUUCCUGAAAUCAUUUACUUAGGACUUUUUAUAUGCAAUCUAACGAUAUCCCAUGGCGUUAUUUGGGCGAUAUGUAUAUCAUGUUUGGAUUCACGUCCGGUCCCCACAAGACCGCUGAAUCUCUCCAGCCGUUCUAUGUCGUAGUGUAUCUCUUAUGUCGGGAGCGCACACGUAGCUGGACUGGGUUCUUUUCGUCUCUCUUUUUUUUUUUCUCUAGGGCAAUGUUUGGUGGUAGAAAAGGGUUACGAAUGACUUUUGGGUACGAAAUGAUGGGCGGGCGGAUAACGAAUUCUUUCCAAGAAUAAAUAACGGCAGCGGAAUGCACACAAUCCGAUCUGAUGAGAAGCGCUUUCUUUCUUUUCAAGUCGUCGGGACCGGAGGGCGGUUUGGUGUGCUUUUCUCUAGAUCUCAAUAGACUUCUCGCUUAUAUUUCAUGAAU